AUGACUGUAAACAAAUUCAUACUCGUAGUCCUAGUCGAGGUACUUAUAACAGUACAGGCAGAUAUUCCUCCUGAUUUUCCCAGAUGUAAAAAUGCUGAUGGAGCUUGUUUGGUUAAGGCUUCCAAUGAGGUUAUUUCGAAAUAUUAUUCAGGCCUUCCAGCCAUUGGUUUAAAACCUUUUGAUCCUUUCCUGAUUGAAAAAUUUAUCUUAAAAAGAAAUCCUUCUAGUCCCAUAGACAUUGAAGUGGAAUUCAAUAAUUUAGAAUUGGAAGGUUUUAAAACCAUGAAAGUCUCCAAGUUUGAAGGUCUUAGGGCUGACUUAAGUGGGCGCACUAUCUUCAAGGGUUCCAUUGAUCAUCUGGAGUUUAAAGGACAUUACAAUAUAGAUGGAAAAGUUCUGAUAUUACCCAUUAAGGGUGAAGGGAAUUGCCGAUUCAUUUGCAAAAAUCUUCAUUUCACCUAUUCAUUCGAUUUGAUACCCAUCAAUAAACAAGGUAAACGUUAUGCUGCUUUGGAACAUGUCAAAUUGGAGGUCGAACCUGAACUUGUAAUAUUCAACUUUAAAAAUCUAUUUAAUGGUGAUAAGGCUUUAACGCAAACCACCAAUGAAUUCAUCAAUGCCAAUUGGAAGGAAAUAUAUCACGAAAUAGAAAAGGACAUAACCAAGGAGAUAAGUUUGAUUAUUAAGUCUCUUCUGAAUGACAUGCUUGAAAAAUAUCCCUAUAAUAGCUUGAAGCAGCAUACUCAUACUGUCAACUUGGGAAUACAAACAAAAAUGAGGAUAUUGUUAGCUUUAUUAUUGUGCCUUGCUUCCUUGGUUAACGCGGGAAAUCCUCCCAAUUUCCCAAAAUGUAAAAAUGCAGAUAACGAGUGUAUGAAGAAUGCCGCCAACGAGGUUCUACAAACCUACUACUUAGGACAAAGCGACAUUAAUUUAAUACCAUUCGAUCCAUUUCAUGUUAAAAUUUUACAUUUCAAACCAAAUCCCUCAAGUCCGGUGAACAUCGAUCUUAAACUUACCGAUGCCACAUUGGAAGGUUUCAAAUCUAUGAAAAUCAAUAAAUUUCAAGGUGUUAAAGCUGAUUUAAGUGGUAGGGAUACUUUUUCAGGUAUAGUGCCCGAUGUCAUUAUAAGAGGCCAUUAUAAUGUCAAUGGUACGGUUCUUAUAUUACCAAUCACCGGCGAUGGACAAGCGGUUGUCACUUGCAAAAAUGUGAAAUUUAAUUUUUCAUAUGAUUUUAAACCCUAUGAAAAGAAUGGCAAAACCUAUGCUUCUUUGGCACAUGUCAAGCUGGAUUUGGAGCCCGAGCAUGUUCGAUUUGAUUUAACCAAUCUGUUUAAUGGUGACAAAACUUUGGGAGAUGUCACGAGUCAAUUUAUCAAUGCCAAUUGGAAGGAGUUGUUCAAUGAAAUGAAACCCGCCCUUGCCAAGGCCAUUAGUUUGAUAGUAAAAUCCUUUAUAAAUAAAUUCUAUGAAACACAGCCAUAUGCUGAUUUCUUUCUCUAA
This is a messenger RNA of Stomoxys calcitrans (stable fly), 1506 nucleotides long. RefSeq lists its product as uncharacterized. NCBI's taxonomy places the organism in Eukaryota, Metazoa, Arthropoda, Insecta, Diptera, Muscidae. The record is from RefSeq and is a predicted model, not a curated record. The transcript is spliced from 8 exons. The coding region runs from base 1 to 1506 and encodes 501 amino acids.